Caenorhabditis bovis is the source of this 1998-nucleotide messenger RNA. The record is from the annotation of a GenBank genome assembly. NCBI's taxonomy places the organism in Eukaryota, Metazoa, Nematoda, Chromadorea, Rhabditida, Rhabditidae.
AUGACUUCAAUUGAUGAAUAUCGUAGGAAAGCGAGUUUUGAUUGGAAGAAGCUCAAAAUUGUCUUAGAAGGUGAAGAUAUAAUCGAAGCAAAGAAUGAUAUUAUUCGUCGAAUGCAAGCUGAUCCUGUUUUUCAAAGAAAUUAUGAUACACUAAGUCGAGAAGAAUACAGAGAAGUCGUCCACAAACAGUGGAAGGCCAUUCAAUCAUGGAAUCUGUUCUCAGAUCCGUACGAAGAUCUUACCUUGACUCAUGCAUUAUCUGAAAUUUUGGAGUUUUAUGAUCAAGCGACCUCUGCGCGUUUCUCUCUCCAUUUAAACGUGUUCGGUGCCGCUGUUAAAUCAAUGGGAACCGAAGUUCACGCAGAUUUAAUAAAGAAAAUUGACAACAACGAAGUUGUUGGAGCGUUUUGCUUGACAGAAAUCGGGCACGGAUCAAAUACUGCCGAAGUUGAAACCACGGUAACCUAUGAAAAUGGAGAGCUCGUUUUCAAUUCACCAACAAUUACUUCAAUCAAAUGUUGGGCUGGAAAUCUAGCUCACUCGGCCACUCAUGCUGUCGUUUUUGGACAACUUAUUGUCAAAGGUAAAAAUGAAGGAUUUCAUGGGUUUGUGAUUCAAAUACGAGAUCCUUUAACAUUUGACACCCUUCCUGGAAUUACUAUUGGUGAUAUGGGAUCGAAACCUGGCGCAUGGCAAGGAGUUGAAAAUGGCUGGAUGGAAUUUAAGAACUAUCGAGCACCUGCUAGUGCAUUGUUGAACAAAGGAUGCCAAUUAACUCCCGAUGGAAGCUAUGUGAGCAGUUUCAAAACUGUCAGCGAGAAGAAAAGUGUUAGUUUGGGAACGCUCUCGAUUGGAAGGAUUUCGAUAAUUGGCAAAGGCAUGCUCGGAUGUGCCACAGCAGCAACGAUUGCAAUUCGUUAUAGUGCUGCCCGUCACCAAUUCGGACCAACGAAAGGAGCUGAAAAUGAAGUGGCAGUUCUUGAGUACCCACUUCAGCAAUACCGAUUGUUUCCUUAUUUGGCGUCUGCUAUUUGUCUUCGCAUAUUCAACACAAGAUUCUAUGAGCAUUUCACUGAAUACAUGAUGCGUGUGAUGCAAGGUGAAAAAUCGGACGAACUCGCCGAAUUCUCCAAAGAGGUUCACGCCUUAUCAUCAGGAGCUAAACCGGUCUCAACUUGGUUGGGAGUUGAAGCUUUAGGUGAAGCGCGAAAGGCGUGUGGAGGACACGGAUUUCUGAGCUUAUCUAGACUCAAUAAACUGCGUGAUGACAAUGAUCCGUCACAGACAUUUGAAGGCGAGAACUUCAUGCUUCUUCAACAGACAAGCAAUGUUCUUCUUGGAAAAUAUAAUAAAGGAGAUCGCGUAGUCACACCAAUGAACACCAUGGAUUUGCUCAAUAAAACACCAAAAGCUUUUGCCGGAUGGUCAAAUUGCAUUAUUUCAGAUGUGUUAAGUGCUUAUGAAUAUCUUAUCCAUUAUCUAUUAAAAGUAACGAAUGAUGAAGUCGAAAAAUUGAAAAAGUUGAAUAAAAACUCAUUCGAAAUCAAGAAUGAAACCCAGAUCCACCGAGCCGUUCCUUUGACCAUUGCUUAUACAGAGCACACGAUUAUCAAAUGGUGUCAGGAAUUUGUCAGAAAUGUUGAGGACAUACAAUUGAAGGAUAUUCUUCGAAAAGUUGUCCAACUAUUUGCUCUUUUCCUAGUUGAAAGACAUCUCGCAACAUUGUAUAUUGGUAAUUAUGCGUCAAAUGGACAAUUCGGAGAGCAAGUCCGCGAAAAAUUGCGUCUGUCUGUUGCCAAUCUAAAAGACGAUUCGAUGGCACUAGUCGACACAAUCGCUCCACAUGACUUCAUUUUAAAUUCAGCCCUGGGAUCAUCAAAUGGAAAAGUCUAUGAGAACAUAAUUAAAGAGUUUAGAAAGCAUACAAACGAAAAGCCGCGGUGGUUGUGCGAUCUCGUACAAACGUUGCAACAAAAUUCGAUGAAAAGUAAACUCUAA